Molecule: messenger RNA, 1656 nt
Organism: Malassezia vespertilionis
Lineage: Eukaryota; Fungi; Basidiomycota; Malasseziomycetes; Malasseziales; Malasseziaceae
Exons: 1
Coding region: 1-1656 (551 amino acids)
Biological process (GO): transmembrane transport
Molecular function (GO): transmembrane transporter activity
Source: RefSeq, a predicted model, not a curated record
AUGACUAGCACACGAGACAGCAAAGCUAAGGAAGAGAAACGUGUUUUAGCUGAACAUUGCUCAAUCGAUAGCAACAACUCCAGCAUCGAUGUGGAGAAAGAAACGGACGUGGCGUCUAUUUCCUGGCGAUACAAGAUCCCAAUUUUGAUCGUCCUGUUGCUGCUCAACCUCGGCCCACACGUUGCUGAAGCAACGCUUAGUCCACUGAAAACGACGAUUAAGGAGAAUGUGAAAGAACACGGCGAAAAGAUUUGCAAUGCGCGGUACGGAGUCAUUUCUUCUGCCAGCGCGCUGAUCAACGCGCUAUUUCCCAUCAUAUCCGGUGUGCUGAUCGAUUUUUAUGGGCCCUCUUUUGUGUCGCUCACAUGCUCGACCAUCACGUUUGUGGGGUACAUUGUCCGAGCUGUUGGUGGACAGCGCGAGUCAUUUAGCAUCAUUUUGGGCGGCGAGAUCCUGUCCGGUUUUGGAUUUAUCACGUUGAAUUCGUGUAAGUACAAACUGUACACGCACUGGUUUUCCGGCAGUGUAAAGUCAGGCCCCGGGCACAUUGCCUUUAUUAUCGGUCUGGACAUUGCCAUGAACCGUGUGUACAACACGAUCGGAAAGCAAAGUGCGAUUCCGAUUGUCGAGGAUGCCGGAGAGGCCAACUGGUACUGGGCAUUAUGGUUUGGCGCGAUUCUCACGGGAUUUUCACUGAUUAUAAACGUCGCGUAUGUCAUUAUGGAGCGACGCCUUCCCAGUGCUCUGCGAGUCAAGACGGGCUAUGAAAUUGCAAGCGAGCGCUGCAAGACACUACAGAACGUCAACAAGCAUUGGGCUAUACUGCAGAUGCUCAAGGAGCAGUUGAAACAAGUGGUGUACAUUAUCCGGGACCUACCUGCCGCAUACUGGCUCAUUUGUUGUACGCAAAUUCUGCAGUCUGCGUCGAUUGAUGCGUACUCUUCCAACAGCCCCGAACUUAUUCAAAACACGCGUGGGGAAGACAAGCGUGUUGCAGCAGCAGAAGGCGGGUUGGACGAUGUGAUUCCGAUUGUAUUGACGCCCGUGUUUGGAUUUUUGAUUGACAGGUACGGUGGGAGGACGUACUAUAUCGUGUACACCGCGUGCGUUUACCUGAUUGCUUUUUCGCUAUUGGCGUAUACUAAAGUGAAUGCGCUUGCACCUGUUUUGCUAGCGUCGUUGGCGCUUUCUUCUAACGAUCUUCCGUUUGAGGUCACGAUCCCGCUUGUUGUGCGCACGAAAACGUCGCUGGGCACCGCGUUCGGUGGGUGGAAAGCAUUUUAUAAAGCAGGCACUGUUAUCCUCGAUGUGUCUACCGGUGCGAUCCAGAACCACAGUGUGGCUGUGAAGCACGUCAGUCCAGAGCACCAGUUUGACGACAUGUUUUACUUUUUGAUCGCAAUCAAGUGCGUAGAUGUGAUCAAUGGGUGCAUGUACAUGUACGUGGACAAGCACUAUAUGGGCCAUGUUAUGACGCUCAGUGAGCGAGGCCGUGUGACGAAAGAGGCGAACGAAGAGUCGCGAAAGAAAGACCGGAAGCUGCUUAAGCCGAGGCUGCGAUGGACCAUUGUCGGCAUUUGCAUGUACUUUGCCCUGGUCAUUACUGCCUAUGUUAUCUUUAUCUAUUACUCGGUGGCGAAGGAAACGUGUCGAUAG